AUGGGGCUGACCGACGAACUAUGUAGAGCUGUGGUUGGGGCGCUUACUGUGAUAGAAGGAGGUAAGGAGAUGGCGAAGAAGGUGAAUCCACUCUUGAGGACAUCAUUCUGCAAUCCACGCCUAGAUGCCGAAGUAUCCAAGCACCGAAACCAUCUUCUCAAAGUACCAUUCUGUGUCUGCGUCCCCGUUGACCCGAACCGCAUGGAAAAUUUCGACCCCAAUGCAGUUCCCACAGUUAUGCAGCUCCUUCAAGAGCUUGACAAGGCAGGCGAGGGUGCAAACUGGGAGCAUACAAGUCUCAAGCCGUACGUCGACAUGCUAGACAGACACGUUAUGGGAAUUCUGGAUGAUGUCCGAAGGAGAGAACGGGCAAAAGCUGUGCUUCAACACACAAUUAAUUCGAUUUCGAGUCUUCCACUCGACGACAAGCAAAUGGACACUUGGAAGGCAGCCAGAACUCACGAUCACGUGAUGUACGGUUGCGCGGUUAAACGGUCCUGCUUCCUGCCGCACGCAGAAAGAUCGACUUGGAAGGAUUCAGUGAUUAAUUGCACGUGCCCACGUCGUGCCAUGGGUCCAAGCAUGUUCACUGAUGUCCAACCUUGGGACUCGACAUUGGCCGCCUAUCGCGACCAGGAAGCAUCCCCAACCACUAACGACACUCUUGAUUUUCAUCACGAGAACCUUGGUUUUCCUCUGGCCAAUUUCCCCCCAACCUCCCUGAUCAGCACUAUCAGGCCUCAGAUCCCGCCUGCAUUCGCUGAGGCAUGGGAGUCUCAUGAAGACGAUCUUACUCCAGGAGCUUUCCUUGAGGCAUGGCACCCCACAUUCUCUGAUCACCAUGAUCCCGUUGAUUCCAGUCACGGAUCGCCGAACUUGUCUCAACUUCCCGUGCCAUCGUCCAGCGCCACCUUACUCAACCAUCACUUACCCGCUAGAACUCCUGAGACAGCCAACGCGGACUCGGCCCAACCCCACGCACCGCUCGGUACCAUCUACUUACCACCUCCAUCGGAUAUCGUCGAUGACGAAAUACGUCAAUCUCACGCUCCCCUCAUGUCUGUUCGCCUCCGCAGGGCACGAUCCAGCGGGACAACUCGCUCAAGGACCUCGCGUAUGUCCAGACGGACAGGAAUAGAAAGGGGAGAAGCCGCAAGGCAACUCAACACUCAGCUUCUCACAACGACGCCCGUGCAACCGACUCUUAGUGUAGUACCGUUCAACACCACGUCAGUCGCGUCGCAGGCGAAAGACACGAUGAAAUCACUACUCUUACGGUCGUCCUUGUUUCCCGCAAAAGAUGACAUCGCCGCCAAGGCGACGACUGCAUGGACCACUACCGUCGAGAGCCAACCAGUUGAAUUCCGGGAUCUCGCAAGAAACGCUGCUGCUGCCGGAGAAAAGAAGCUCGUCAAUUUAGUUGAAAGUAUGCGUAACGAUUUGAAAGAAGUAGGACGACAUUUCGUAUAUUUCAAGUACGAUUUGGGCGGCGCCGUUUUGGCGACGGAGAUCCUCACGGCCGUUGAAGUCCGUGCGCAUCAAACCAUUGACCUCAUCACCGAUGAGAAGUUCCUCGAUGUUACCGUUAACAUUAAUGGGGACUUCGUCACCGUCCCAUUCGGCAGCACCCCCGUUUUGCAGUUUAUCAUGUACAUCACCUACGACAGCAAAUUCGGGUACGAUCGAUACCUCGGGAAAGGCGUCCCCAUGACCCGCGACAAGUUGCGACCGCUGUUCUUGAUGACAGGCACUAUAUUCCGGUGGGCGCUGGGGGAGCGCUCCAGUGGCAUCUUUACUGCCAGCGAUUUUGUUGUGGAUGACUGGCAGGCAUAUCACACAGGUUUGGAGAAGCGCUUCGACAAUAUGAGCCUGGCGCAGCAGGGAGCGCUUGACAUAUUAAUUGCAAAGCACGUCGUCUGCCCUGUUGUGGAGAACUGGCAUGCUUGCCAGAUAGACGCCUACCAAACGUUUACCAUCACCAUGACAGUCUCUCUUCAAGCUUCAAGUCAUGCACGUGUUUUCGAUCCUGUGUCUCUAAUACUGAACCCCAGUGAAAGUCCGACAUCAUGGGCCAUUUCCACGGAGGUCGACGGAUUUCCUUACAGCGCAUGCUCAAUACUGCAAGAAUCCAAGCUUGUGCAAUUCAACUGUCAACAUGUUCAAUUGAAGGUCCUGCAUUAUUACUAUUGUCGACUGACUUACUCGUCGCCCGCCUACCUUGAAUUCUCUCAUACCUUUCUUCCUCAUCACGACGACUCAAAUGAUGGCGCAUAUAACCACUCCGAGUCAUUCAACUCAAUCUUCUAGUACCUGACAUGUCUCGUGCCACACCAGUACAUUCGUUUUCAGUACUGCUACUCUGAUUCACUGAUCUGUUAUCAGCCUAGGUUUUGGAUCAAGAGGACUUCUGCUCGUUAUGGUUCGGGCACCAAUAAAUACCACGAAUGCUGUCAAGCGGUAUCAUUUUCAUUCAUUUCAUCGUGCUCUAUUCUUAUUGUUACAGAACUAUGACAUUGAAGCUUCGAAUCUGGUUACUGACCGCAUGUCGUCCGCAAAUACGGUCAAAGUCCCUGCAAAGUUCUCUAGCGGCACGUUUCAUUAGCCGGGCACCGGGGUAGGACAAUCCUAGAGGGAGGAGCUAGCGCGAAUGAGCGCGGGUAGAUUUUAUUCCCAUGUUUUGUAUUGUAUGUCAUGUUGCAAUGCAUCGAUUUCCGUAUA
Suillus fuscotomentosus is the source of this 2718-nucleotide messenger RNA. RefSeq lists its product as uncharacterized. The transcript is spliced from 16 exons. Bases 1 to 2307 code for a protein of 768 amino acids. The record is from RefSeq and is a predicted model, not a curated record. Gene Ontology annotation, biological process: DNA replication, synthesis of primer. Lineage: Eukaryota; Fungi; Basidiomycota; Agaricomycetes; Boletales; Suillaceae. Gene Ontology annotation, cellular component: alpha DNA polymerase:primase complex.